AUGGAUAAGUAUUUACGCCCUGAGCGGUUUGAAGGAGACCCAUCGCAAAGCACUGCGGCCGCAGAAUGGGAACAUUGGAAGAAGACCUUCAACAACUUUCUCGCGGUGCAAGUUCUCUCUUCCGAUCAGGUCAAGCUAAACAUUUUAAUCAAUCAUCUGUCUCCAAAUGUCUAUAACUACAUAAGCGAGUGUCAAACUUACGAACAAGCAAUACGCGUACUAGACGGGAUUUACGUAAAACCUAAGAACAUCCUUUACGCGCGUCAUGCUCUCGCUACACGAAAGCAAAACAGUGAAGAGACAAUCGACACAUAUAUUCAAGCUCUGAAACAAUUAUCUAAAGACUGUGACUUCACUGCCGUCGAUGGCAAUACAAACCGGGACGACAAUAUCCGUGAUGCCUUCAUAGCAGGAAUCUCUUCAACAAAAAUAAGAGAAAGGCUUCUUGAGAACUUGAGCCUAACGUUAGAUGAAGCACACAACCAAGCUCGUUCCCUAGAGAUGGCAGAAGUCAACACAUUACAUUACAGCAGCACGACCCCUGUGAAUGCAACCAUUGAGAACAUACGCAAUACAGCUGGUCCAAGCGAAAACACUUCCGCUGCCGCGCCAGCCUUGCGCUCCAAUCGAAAAUGUUUCUUCUGCGGAGGACGUGUGCAUCCACGCAAGACCUGUCCUUCCUUCGACGCUUCUUGUCAGCUUUGCAAUAAGAAGGGACAUUUCGCUAACGUAUGUCGUAGCAAGAAUCAAACCAGUGCUGCAAUAUCUGAUACGAAUAAUGUCAGUUCCAGCAUCGUCGCUGCAUCACCGUCAUCAUUGCGCAGAACAACGAUGCCUACGUACAUCAACGGUAUCAAAGCUGAAGUAUUGCUAGAUACAGGCAGUGCCAAGAGCUUUAUGGAUUCCAAAUUUGCUAAGACAUGUUCCUUGACAAGUAAGCCCAGCCAGCAGACAAUAUCCAUGGCCUCGCUAAGUCAUAGUGCACCAGUUGCAGGAGAAAUAAGUAUCGAUCUUACAUUGGGUAAGCAUUCAUAUGAGAACUUACGGCUACUGCUAGUAGAAGAUCUAUGUUCCGACGUCAUUAUUGGCCUCGACGUAUUGGCUCAACAUUCUUCUAUCGCAUUCGAUUUUGGCGGUCCGAGAGAACCCUUAGUUGUCUGUCAUGUGUCUGCAGCGUCCGUGCCUGCAGUACCUUUAUUUGCAAACCUAACGCCUGGAUACAAACCGAUUGCCAUCAAGUCACGGCGGUACAGUGACGACGAUCGACGCUUUAUUGAGGAGGAGAUAAAGAACCUUUUAAAGGAAGGUAUCAUCGAAGAAAGUAGGUCGCCGUGGCGAGCGCAGGUACUAAUUACGAAAUCUACAACCCAUAAGAAACGUCUUGUAAUCGACUACUCAAGAACUAUUAAUCAAUACACUGAACUAGAUGCUUACCCGCUUCCCUGCAUUGAAGAAUUGAUUUCAAAAGUGGCUAAAUACUCCGUCUUCAGCGCUAUAGAUUUGAAGAGUGCCUACCACCAGGUGCCAAUUUUGCCAGAGGAGAGACAUUUUACUGCGUUCGAAGCUGCCGGAAAUCUUUACCAAUUCCGCCGCAUCCCUUUUGGUGUUACCAAUGGAGUUUCUAGCUUCCAAAGAACCAUAGAUUGGCUUAUUCGGACAGAAAAUCUGGCAGGCACAUUUGCCUAUCUCGACGACAUAACAAUAUGUGGCAAGUCACCUGAAGAGCAUGAUACGAACUUGCAAAACUUUAUGACAGCUGCUAAAAAGUACGGCCUGACUCUCAAUGAAACCAAAUCUAUUUUUAAACAAUCUUCCAUUAAUAUACUUGGCUAUACGAUCGCUAAUAAUGUUAUCAAACCUGACAGUGCCAGAUUAGAGCCUCUUUUAAACUUACCUCCUCCGCAUGACUUGCCCAGUAUGCGCAGAGCCAUGGGCAUGUUCGCACACUAUUCAAAGUGGAUACCAAACUUCUCUGAAAAAGUACACGAGCUAGCAAAAACAAAGACAUUUCCACUAACCAAUACUAUGAUUAAAGAUUUCGGAGAUCUUAAGAACUACAUAGUAAAAUCGUGUGUUCACGCCAUUGACGACAACGUUCCAUUUACGGUUGAGACAGAUGCAUCGGAGCACUCGAUUGCAGCGACGCUUUCACAGGCUGGCAGGCCUGUAGCAUUCUAUUCGAGAACACUCAAUCAAAGUGAACAGAACCAUUCGGCGAUUGAGAAAGAAGCUUAUGCGAUCGUUGAAUCCUUAAAGAAAUGGCGGCAUUUUCUCAUCGGGAAGCUAUUUCUGCUCAUCACUGAUCAGCGUUCUGUUUCCUUUAUGUUUGACAAGAAACAUACCAGUAAAAUCAAAAAUGAGAAAAUUCAGCGCUGGCGCCUGGAGCUGUCUCCAUACAAAUAUGAUAUAGUGUACAGACCCGGCACGCAGAACCAUGUAGCGGAUGCCCUCUCCCGUGUCUGCGCCAUCGUCGAUACACCUGCGAAGCUGCAAUCUCUACAUGAAGCUCUCUGUCACCCCGGAGUGACAAGAAUGGCACAUUGGGUUCGUUCCAAAAACUUGGCAUAUUCCAUUGAAGAAAUAAGGAACAUGACGAACCAAUGUCGCAUCUGCUUACAAUACAUUUUAACAGUGAUUGAUGAGUAUUCCCGAUUUCCAUUUGCCUUUCCAUGCUCCGACAUAAGCGCCAAAACUGUUAUCAAACAUUUAGACAGCAUUUUUACUAUGUUUGGCAUGCCUGCCUACGUACACUCCGAUCGUGGGACAUCGUUCUUGUCGGAUGAGGUGAAGGACUAUUUUAACUCCAGAGGAGUAGCAACAAGUCGUACGACGCCAUACAAUCCUCGAGGAAAUGGCCAAGUCGAGAAACUGAAUGGAACCCUGUGGAAAUCUAUUCAGCUAGCGCUCAAGUCUAGAAACCUACCAAUAGAAUGUUGGGAGGAUGUCCUUCCACAAGCGUUGCACUCGAUACGUUCCCUGCUAUGCACAACUACGAACUGCACGCCACAUGAGAGGAUGUUCCGCCAUCCGCGAAAAUCACCAAAUGGAGAAUCAAUUCCGACAUGGCUAACUAGCUCGAACAAGGUCCUUAUGCGACGAUUUAAUCGAAAAUCGAAGUACCAACCGUUAGUAGAAGAAGUGGAGGUAAUAGAAACCAAUCCCACUUAUUCAUACGUACGGACUGAGGAUGGACGAGAGACGACUGUGUCCAACCGUCACCUAGCUCCUCUCGGGUGCUGUGAACGGAAUAUCCCUGGAGAUAACGAGUAUGUAGAUAACGACCCCGAAAGAGCACAGUCACCGCCACCUUCACGUUCGCCACCGAAUACGCCGAAUUCAUCACCGACUCGUCACUCAGGCCAAGAUUCGCCGUUCGCCACUCCGCUGUCGCAAUCGCCAUCCGAAACUCUGCAAGAAGUGCCAGAGCCACCGAGCCCUGAUGGCAAUGAACCCGCAGGUGCAGAGCAACCCCGGAGGUCCGGCAGAAUCCGGAAUUCGCCGAAGUAUUUAUCCGAUUAUAUCUGGCCCGGGUGA
Messenger RNA from Cydia splendana, 3534 nucleotides. RefSeq lists its product as uncharacterized. Bases 1 to 3534 code for a protein of 1177 amino acids. Gene Ontology annotation, molecular function: nucleic acid binding; zinc ion binding. The record is from RefSeq and is a predicted model, not a curated record. The transcript has a single exon. Lineage: Eukaryota; Metazoa; Arthropoda; Insecta; Lepidoptera; Tortricidae. Gene Ontology annotation, biological process: DNA integration.